AUGCCCAAGAAAGGAUGCUCAACUUGCGAUGACCAAGCUGCUUCUGACCUUACCAAGUCCGAGGCUUAUUCUGACAAACCAGGAUGCAAGUUUAUGGCCAAUUACAACACUACUGGUGCUGCGAAACCGUUAGGAGUAUCAGUGUGCGAAAUGGCCGAAGACGAGAAGACGCUUGCCCAGCUGGUUGAGGUACUAAAGAAAGAAAACCUACAACAGAGACGCGACCUGGACGAUUGUCAUGAAAUGAAAAUGAGGCAAAAGCGGGAAAACGAGAGCUUGCAGCUCAAGAUCAGAAGGCUCCAGGAGGAGUUCCUCGAGGAUGCUGAGAGGUAUACAAGGAUCACGAAAGCCUACAGGGCCAUAGACUCUGAGGAGAAGGAGGAACUGCAAGAAGAGAACCGAGCUUUGAAGCAAGCAUUGGCCGACGUUGAGAGCGCGAUUGCCCCUCUCAAGAAGCUAUGA
Fusarium musae is the source of this 462-nucleotide messenger RNA. RefSeq lists its product as uncharacterized. The record is from RefSeq and is a predicted model, not a curated record. The coding region runs from base 1 to 462 and encodes 153 amino acids. The transcript is spliced from 3 exons. NCBI's taxonomy places the organism in Eukaryota, Fungi, Ascomycota, Sordariomycetes, Hypocreales, Nectriaceae.